This is a messenger RNA of Oncorhynchus masou masou (cherry salmon), 1406 nucleotides long. Its product is annotated as extracellular matrix protein 2. Gene Ontology annotation, molecular function: collagen V binding; heparin binding; protein binding. The transcript is spliced from 7 exons. NCBI's taxonomy places the organism in Eukaryota, Metazoa, Chordata, Actinopteri, Salmoniformes, Salmonidae. Gene Ontology annotation, cellular component: extracellular matrix. Bases 131 to 1234 code for a protein of 367 amino acids. The record is from RefSeq and is a predicted model, not a curated record. Gene Ontology annotation, biological process: positive regulation of cell-substrate adhesion; extracellular matrix organization.
GGAAGAGGAGGAGGAAGAAGAGGGGACAGAGUCUCCCACCAAUCAGACAGUAGCAAGGACCAGCUUCACAGAGUCUCUCCCAGGGACGUGUCAAACGUCUAACGGACAAAUAAGCUGCAGGGGUAAUGGCAUGAAUCACCUCCCAAUCAUCACCGACCUUGGGGUCACGACCCUGGACCUGGCAGAGAACAACAUCAGUCUUAUUGCCUCGCGGGGUUUCUCUGGUCUUCCCAACCUGGAGAGUAUAGAUCUGAGCAAAAACCGACUGGAUGACGACUCACUCAGCCACCACCUCUUCUCUAAUCUGACCCGGCUGAGGAGGCUCAACCUCGAUGACAACCAGCUGACACGGAUCCCCCUGCUGCCACCUUCACUGGGGGAGCUCACGAUGAAUGGCAACAAGAUCACCAGACUCAGCCCUUACAGCUUCAAAGGUCUGUUCCAUCUGUUGUCUCUGGAGCUAGAGGAUAACCUUUUCCAUGACGGCAACGUGUCCCCUUUGACCUUCAAGCCGCUGAAGAGGGUCCAGUACCUGUGCAUGAACAUGAACAGGUUUCGCUCCCUCCCCCUCGGCCUGCCCCGCUCCCUACAGGAGCUGAGGAUGCGUGAUAACCAGUUACAGGAGGUACCAGAGGGUGUUCUGAGUGAAUUGGCCAAACUGAGAGUUUUAGACCUUAGUCACAACCUGCUGCAUGAGGGCACCAUCUCAAACCGGGCCUGGGUCAAACUAACUUCUCUUGAAGCCUUGGACCUCUCUCAUAACAGCCUCACUUCAGUCCCCCUCUACCUACCCCGCCCUCUGCGUCAGCUGACCCUGCAACACAACUCCAUUGGUCGAAUCCCUGCGUAUGUCUUUGGCCACCUGCGCCCCGGCCUAGAGUCCCUCCGUCUAUCCCACAAUGCACUAGGGGACGAAGGAGUGCAAGGAGUUUCUUUUGUGGGCAUGUACCGAUCGCUUGUUGAGCUCCUAUUGGACAAUAACCGUCUGGGGGCGGUGCCUCGCAGCGUGUGGCAGUUUAGGAACCUGCAGGUGCUGAGGCUCGACUACAACCAAAUCAGGUCUGUGGCGGUGGGGUCGGUGUGUCACUCUCGUGUGGCGGUGCGUUCAGCCCUGGCCUCUCUCCACCUGGAGAACAACCUUAUAGAAGAAGACAUCCCCUCCACUACCUUCAACUGUAUUCAAGACCCUAGUAGUGUGGUCACACAGCCCCAGGAACACAUACACGAAGUGUAGACCAGCUUCUCCAUGUAUAGAUGUUCCACUGAACCAUCAUUAAACCUCCCUAUUUUCCCACCUCCCUUUCUUCACUAAUCACCUAUGUCAUCUCGUCAUGUAUGUAAACUCAUGUUUGUGAUGUCACAGUCGAUGAUAAUGAUGAUGAUAAAGAUACUAAUUUGUACCAGUA